Eucalyptus grandis is the source of this 429-nucleotide messenger RNA. RefSeq lists its product as uncharacterized. NCBI's taxonomy places the organism in Eukaryota, Viridiplantae, Streptophyta, Magnoliopsida, Myrtales, Myrtaceae. Gene Ontology annotation, biological process: cell fate determination. The record is from RefSeq and is a predicted model, not a curated record. The transcript is spliced from 2 exons. Bases 1 to 429 code for a protein of 142 amino acids.
AUGUCAUCGCAGAGAAAGGAACCUAGGGAAGGGGAGAAAAAUAAGAACGGGGCUGAAGAUACAAUGACAGGCAUCAAGUACUUGCUCGCAAUUCUUCUCCUCAGUUUCAUCACCAAAGGGCUGUGCGCAAGCUCUUUGGAGAACAUCACCGUUGGGACCGUCCGAACCGGGGAGAUCAUACAGGGCAAGCCGCAAUGGAGCGUGACAGUGAUCAACAACUUUGCCUGUGCCCAGAGCGGCAUCAAGCUUGAGUGCGCCGGGUUUCAGAGCACCGAGCCGGUCAAUUCCUCAAUUUUCGCAGAGCAAGGGGAUAGAUGCCUGGUUAACAGUGGAAAAGCCUUGGCACCACAGGGCUCGGUCAGCUUCUCUUAUGCUUGGUAUCCUCCGUUUCUUUUGAGGCCAGCCGAGUCGAUCGUGGUCGGUUGCUGA